AUAAAAGUCUGUUGCUUUAGUUGAUGAUCGUAAGGCUACCAGAGGCUGACCGCUCAGAAACGGUCAUCGGCCAACCUGGCCAGCAUAUUGCUCUCACGACAAGGAAGUUUUUAACGAGGACAGCCGAAGUGCGUCGCUUGUCGGAACUUUUCAAAUGGGCCUAUGAUCGCCCAACUGGGUCUUUGUCUGCACAAUACAUGAUCCAUUGAAGAAUCCCAUUCAAAUUCGCAAUACUCAACUGUAUCAGCAAAGGUCGCCUGUCUUCAAAGCAGCUUGACCUCAUCGGCAACUCUCAACUGACUUCCAUUAUUCUCCAUUACUAUUAUAUGCUUGUAUGCCUCCGCCCCCGAAGUUCUCGGCCCCCAAUCCCCAGUGAUUUGGAUGAACUUCUGUCGUUAUGGACAGGGUUCCCUUCUCCAUAAGACACUUGAUUCGUGGCCUUGUCUACUUGUCAGACGGACAAGACCGCUGAAUGGCUGCCACGGUAGCAACGCCAAUGCACUUGAGCGCACCAAAUGCUCCCAAACAAUGCACUCUCCGUUCACAGUCGGCCACUAAGAGCUUGAGAAAUCCGUCGCCGACCAAUCGUGAGAUGAGAGGCACUGCAUUGUCUUGAGGGAUGGUAUAGAAAUAGAGCAUCGAGGGGCUUCGCUGUUGAGCUACCAUGGCGUUGUUCCCAGCGAAUCCCAUGAGCUGCACCACAGCCUCAGCUGCGACUGAGCGAUGGUAUUGGUGAAGAUGACCAGCAAAAUGCAAUACCGCACAUAUGGGUGCUCUCUCGCAGCUCUGUCACCGAUCGAUCGCCUUGAAGCUUUUGGCCUAUGGUGUUCUGUUCGGUUUCAGCUCGAGCAGCGCCCGCGAGAGAAAAUGAGCCGCGUGUCGAGCCCAUUAUUGCUUAUCCGUAGGAUAUUGCUCAUCGCCGUGCAACUUCUCACCGUUUUCAUUCCACCUGCUUUCAUAGUCUCCACGCUGGGCCCACGAUUAUUAUUGCCUUAAGAGGAGCUAUAUUUCUUGCAAUCUCACCAGUGCUGCGCUUUUGGGUUGACCGCCCAACCACAACGAACCGUGCAGUCGGUUUCAGUGGGCUUUUCGCUCAGCCCUACAGAUCGGCUGGCACGAGUGAAGCAUUUACUGCUCACUCGUGGCGUAGCAUCUUCAGACCCCGGUUAUUGACAAGCCUCUAAGGCCUCCAUUGCUGACAUUAGGAACAUUCCUAUUUUGUCUGACGCAUUUCUCCUUUUCUCCUUCUCAUCAUUGCUUUUGGUUAUUUUGUUGCGAAACGGCUGAAUAUCCGACACCAUCCUCACGGCGAUCUUGUAUCGAAUCGAUCCGUGACCGUUGUAAACCCGCGAUUAUCAAUCGGAUUAUAUCCGUUGAUUUGCGACAACCACCAGCCUGAAGAGGCUGCAUUUAUCCGAGUUACAUUUUGCUCAUGAUCGGCGCCCCUCACGGCUGAACGAAACCACCCUCGAUUCGCUGUCGCAUUUCCCCUCAGUUCCAUGAUCGCACAAGAUGAGGAACUGGGGGUGUAGCUUUUGCCUCACCUCGGUCGUUGGUGCAUUUUGGGCUUUGGGUGUCGAGGCGGCCGACUACAGAAGACAUGAUGGCGUUCAUCGUAUUGAGAAGGAGGCGCAAAUCACACAGGCAGCGGGUCUUGGUCGACGAGCCGAAGCGCAAUGUGCGACGAGUAUGAAAUUAUGCCCUUCGAGUUUGGGCGGAGGAUGUUGCCCAGAAAACUAUGAUUGCGCCAAAGAGAGCUGUCAAGCGACAACGAAGGGACCCUCGACGUGUGGAACAAAAAUAGGCUGGCAUGUUUGCGCUCCGGUCUAUGGAGGAGGCUGUUGUCCUGAUGGUUACCUUUGCGAGACAGCCGACAACUGUGUACCACCCUCUGGAUCAGCAUAUACAUACGAUUGUCCAGCUAGCCAGUAUUUAUGUCCGUCAUCGCUGAGCUACGGCUGCUGUCCGAAUGGAAUGGCAUGCGGCGUGAACCAGUGUUACUCUUCCGAUCCUGUAACUGUCACAAGUACUAUGGUCAUUACAACGACAAUAAGGGGGGAGCGAACAACUUAUAGGACGACAGCCGUGACCGUCGAAACACCAACAGCUCCUACGGCUCUCCCGACGGUAAAUGCUGGCGAAGAUAACGACCAGGCAGUUCUAAAAUACUUCCCUUCAUCGAUCCCCAAAGUCAGCCCAACGAGCUCAUCUGAUGAUGAUAACGGCGACAAAGGAGGCCUUUCAACUGGCGCAUUGGCUGGUAUUAUCGCCGGCUCUGUGGCUUUCUUAAUUAUCGUAUUAGUGGCGGCAUUUAUCAUCAUCCGCCAUCUGAACAAGGUUGUUGCCGCUGUCGCCACACCAAAAACAUCAGACAGAUCCAACGGCUCAAAUAGCCAAUCUCGACAAACCCGACAGUACAAAACAGCAGACUCGGCCGUUGAUGAACUAAGCAUCGAUCCAUUGAUACAUCCGUCACUGAUACCUCCACGACCGCAAAACCCUGGCCCUGAUUCUGCAGCAACUUCACCAUUCGGCCUCGCCAGCGCAGAUCAUAGUUCUAAUGAGCCUACGCCAGGAGGGAACGGUUACCACGCGGUACCGGGAAGCGGCAACACCAGCAGACAUGCUAGUUUCGAUGCAAUGGGUAACAGGGACGAUUACUUCAGCGCCGUAGCUGCAGGCGAACAACAUCGAAUGAGCCAUAUCUCUAGACUUACUGGAUCGACGAGGAACCGUUCAAGUACAGAUUCACACGGGACGUACACCCAUGUUCGGAACUACAGUAAUGCUUCUGAAGGAUCCGAUGGUUCCCCUGGAGUGAUGGCAGGUGCUCAUCCUACGGCAGAGCUAGAAGCAACACCGUACGUACCAGAACUGCCGAGUUCUCCAUCGUCUGUGGUGUUCCAAAGAGAUGAAAGGCGAAGGUCAUCAGGCAGUAUUGCCAGUGUCCCGAGCCGACCUCCUGUAGCUCAGCGUCAGUCGGGUGGACCACGAAUACGAAGUGAUUCUCUGGGUCAGAGUAAUCUCAGUAUUGUGAACGAAGAAAUGCAUGGAUUCUAUGGGCCAAGCGAGCACCUCGUUGGUCAAACGGACAGCCACCGGCCAGGAACUCGAGGCUCGGGUAACAGGCAACCAAAUGCACCUAUGGAACAUCCACGACCUGUGGCUGAAGAGCCUUGAUCACAUUUGGCUUGUUGUCUCUUUUCACAUCUAUGGACACCCAGGGACGUUCAACCUGGGCAUGAUUUGGCUAGGUGGAUGGGGUUGGGAUAUGGAAAUUUGAUAUAGCGUAGCAUGGCGUUCUCUGACGGGUUCUAAAGCUUUGGGCUGGGGGUGACCAAACAGGUCUAUCUAAAGAAUACACGAGUAUACGGAGUACUUGGGUUUAUUUUUGUCUAUUACUUUCGUUGGUGCAAUCGAAGGCUUCCCAGCGAACUUUCCGAAGCUUUAUAAAAUCGAACAUUUUACUUUCCCAUGA
This is a messenger RNA of Fusarium odoratissimum NRRL 54006, 3478 nucleotides long. RefSeq lists its product as uncharacterized. NCBI's taxonomy places the organism in Eukaryota, Fungi, Ascomycota, Sordariomycetes, Hypocreales, Nectriaceae. The record is from RefSeq and is a predicted model, not a curated record. The transcript is spliced from 2 exons. The coding region runs from base 1513 to 3180 and encodes 555 amino acids.